CAGUGCCCCCCCUUGCCCUGCAUGCCCGGGCAGCGAGCAUGGCCCGCAGCCAAGGGCGGGCAGGGAGGGUCGGGCUCUGCCUGCCCUGGCUGGGGCUCGCCCUGCUGCCGCUGGUGGUGGCCCCCGGCCGGGCUGCCCACGGGGGCUGCCCUACCUCGGCCUGCUACUGCGUGGCCACCCCGGAGCUGGAGCAGUGCCGCUACGAGCGGCUGGAGGAGCCGCCGCGGGGGGUGCCGCCGGCCGCCCGCAACCUGAGCAUCAGCGGCGGCGACCUGCGGGUCCUGCCCCGCGCAGCCUUCCGCUCGCUGCCGGCCCUGCGCCUCCUGCGCCUCACCCGCGACAACCUGCAGGACAUCGAGGAGCUGGCGCUGCAGGGGCUGCCGGCGCUGCGCACCCUCGACCUGAGCCACAACCCCCUGCGGCGGGUGGCGCCGGGAGCCUUCGCCGGAGCGCCGCUGCUGCGCACCCUGCAGCUCAACCAGGCGCUGCUGCGGUCCCCGCCGGCCGCCCCGCUGCAGGAGCAGCUGGCGCUGGCCCUGCGCAACCUGAGCCUGCGGCGCCUGGAGCUGUCGGGCAACGCGCUGCCCGGGCUGCCGCUGGGGCUGCUGCCCGCGGGGCUGGAGGAGCUGGACCUGCGGAACAACUCCCUGCGGAGCCUGGCGGCCGCCGAGCUGCGCGGCUUGGAGGCUCCGGGGCUGCGGGGGCUGCGGCUGGCUCUGGCUUCCAACCCUUGGAGCUGCGACUGCGGCCUGAGACCCUUCCUGGGCUGGCUGCGGGGCUCGGCCGGGCGCGUCGCCGACGCCCGCAGCCUGCGGUGCGCGGGGCCGGGGCCGCUGCGGGGCACGGCGCUGCUGCGCCUGCGGCCGGACGCCCUCAGCUGCGCGGCCGCCGAGCCCGGGCGGCUGGAGACGGCCUCCUACGUGUUCUUCGGCAUCGUCCUGGCCCUGAUCGGCGCCGUCUUCCUGGCCGUGCUCUACCUGAACCGCGGCGGCAUCAAGCGCUGGCUCCACAACCUGCGCGAAGCCUGCCGCGACCAGAUGGACGGCGACCACUACCGCUACGAGCCCGACCCCGACCCCCGCUCCGCCGACCCCAGCCUCUGACACGCG
Molecule: messenger RNA, 1109 nt
Organism: Dryobates pubescens (Downy woodpecker)
Lineage: Eukaryota; Metazoa; Chordata; Aves; Piciformes; Picidae
Gene: TPBGL
Product: trophoblast glycoprotein like
Exons: 2
Coding region: 39-1103 (354 amino acids)
Biological process (GO): negative regulation of canonical Wnt signaling pathway
Cellular component (GO): plasma membrane
Molecular function (GO): protein binding
Source: RefSeq, a predicted model, not a curated record